AUGGAAGCAAAGGAAGCCGAACGAGCAGCAUUCCUGCUAGACGCCCAAACCAAAGCCAUCGCUCUUUUCCAAGAAAUCGAAACAAGCCUAGUCCGACCUGGAAUCAGCGAAAAGGCAUUAAGCGAUGAAAUCCACAAACUAGGCGCCGAACGCUACGGCGUCCGAACCCAUUGGCACAAACGAGUCGUUCGAAGCGGAGAAAACACCCUUCGACCAUACGCCGACAACCCACCCGAUCGAGUCAUCCAAGAAGACGACAUUCUAAUCGUGGAUCUGGGCCCCGUCUUCGAAGAAUGGGAAGCCGAUUUCGGGCGUACAUUCGUACUAGGAGACGAUCCGCACAAGAAAAGACUGCGCGAUGCGCUCCAGCCGAUCUGGGAAAUUGUCAAGGGCAAAUUCCACGAGAAUCCUGAUAUGACGGGCGAGGAGUUAUAUGAUAUCUCUUGUGAUGUGGCGCGGGAGCAUGGGUUUGAGUUUGGGGCUCAUAUUGCUGGGCAUAUCGUUGGGGAUUUCCCGCAUGAGCGUAUUCCAAAGGAUAAGACGACGUUGUAUAUCACCAAGGGGAAUGACAAGAGUAUGAAUUGUGUUGGGCCGGAUGGGUUUAAGAGGCAUUGGAUUUUGGAGAUUCAUCUUCAUGAUACUGCGAGACAGAUUGGGGGGUUCACUGAGCAACUUUUGACGGUGGAGUAA
Penicillium cataractarum is the source of this 690-nucleotide messenger RNA. Its product is annotated as M24 family metallopeptidase. The record is from RefSeq and is a predicted model, not a curated record. The coding region runs from base 1 to 690 and encodes 229 amino acids. NCBI's taxonomy places the organism in Eukaryota, Fungi, Ascomycota, Eurotiomycetes, Eurotiales, Aspergillaceae. The transcript has a single exon.